AUGCUUUGGGUUGGUUCAGACAAGAGCCACGGCAUCGUACUGAGCAGCUCCAUCCUGUACUCCGUGGUGUGGGUGGCUUCGCACCUGCUAGGCGCCGUCGCCGUCGUGCUCUCCUGUUCGGCGACAGCAGAUGAAGCAGAGCGCACUCGAGUUCUGGUGGUUAGGGCUGACACGCUGAGACAACUUUAUCUUCGCCGGUUCCCUGAGAAUACACGCGUAGUACUGUGGAUACUGUAUGCAUUAUUUGGAGGCCUGGAAUCCCUCGUCCUACUGCAGAUCACCACACUUGUACUCGAACUGCGUGAGAGAUUUCGUGUACUCAACGACAGUAUCCUCAUCGCCGCCACUCCUCACGGUGAUAGGCACUUUUCGCGUAUCCUCCUGGGCUACGUUCGACAAGCGGCGCUGGUAUCCCAUCUCGGGGUGGACCGGCUGCACCACGCACACGCAGUUCUCCAGCGGGCAGCAGAAUUUUUCCAGCGCCACUUCGGCAUCAGCUUGGUCCUUCACAUAACGGCAUCAUUCUCUGCUCUCAUUUAUGGCGCGUACGAGUUUCUGGUGUUGUGGGUGGCGCCAGAGAAGAGCCACGCCACUGUGGUCAACAAUUCCAAGGCGUCAGCGGCAACGUGGCUGACGUCACACCUGCUGAACCUGGUGGCCGUGGUGCUCUCCUGCUCGGCGACGGUGGACGAGGCAGAGCGCACGCGCGACCUGGUGGUGAGGGUCGCCACGCUGCAGGGGCGGCCGUUUCUCAGCGCGGGGAUGGAGCCGCUGCUGACGCAAGUGCUGACCUCUCGCCCGCUGUCGUUCAAGGCUGCCGGUUUCCUCACCAUCGACCGCCAUCUGCUGGUGUCCGCUCUCUGCGUCACCAUCACAUACUUAGUCAUAUUAGCUCAGAUUUCUCUCAAUUAA
Schistocerca americana (American grasshopper) is the source of this 912-nucleotide messenger RNA. RefSeq lists its product as uncharacterized. Gene Ontology annotation, cellular component: dendrite; axon; membrane. The coding region runs from base 1 to 912 and encodes 303 amino acids. The transcript is spliced from 2 exons. The record is from RefSeq and is a predicted model, not a curated record. NCBI's taxonomy places the organism in Eukaryota, Metazoa, Arthropoda, Insecta, Orthoptera, Acrididae. Gene Ontology annotation, biological process: sensory perception of taste.